Messenger RNA from Cloeon dipterum, 2359 nucleotides. Its product is annotated as solute carrier family 41 member 1-like. Gene Ontology annotation, molecular function: monoatomic cation transmembrane transporter activity. NCBI's taxonomy places the organism in Eukaryota, Metazoa, Arthropoda, Insecta, Ephemeroptera, Baetidae. Gene Ontology annotation, biological process: monoatomic cation transport. Gene Ontology annotation, cellular component: plasma membrane. Bases 336 to 1862 code for a protein of 508 amino acids. The transcript has 8 exons. The record is from RefSeq and is a predicted model, not a curated record.
CGGUGUGGCUGAUCAUGGGUCUAAAGAAAAGUGCACAACUCGGGCACGAAAGUGCAUUCGCAGCACUCAGCCCUUAUCGCCGGCAAACAAUAUUCGAGGUCCUUGCCGCACGCAAAACAGUGCGACGUGGCUAGGCCGAGUAAAGAGAAACUGAGCCAGCCAGUUUGCCGCCUUCAAAAUAUUGAUUUUUGAACAGCGAUAUCAAGUGGCCGGAGAUAAGGGAUUGAGGAUUUUUUUUAAUCGUUUCGUCUCCAGCUGUUUGGCUGCAGAAUCAUUCCAGAAAACAUUUCUCAGAUUCGUCGUUGCAAUGGGGUACCUACGAGUUUGGGAGCGACAUGCCGCCCAAGGGUGCGAAUAAGAAGGGCGGCCGGCACAGAAAAGGACGCAAGAAUAUGGCGAGCCUGAACGGCGGCGGCGGCGAGGAUGAGGUGAGCCUGAUGGCCGCUGCCGACCUGGAGCUGGAGGAGGACUUCCAGGUGCAGCAUGAACCCAAGCGGAAAAAGAGUCAGGCAAUUCCAGCGGCCAGACACAAGUUUGAGCCCGAGGAGAACGCCUUCUCCAUCGCCGUGCAGGUCUUCAUUCCCUUCCUUGUGGCUGGAUUGGGAAUGGUCGGCGCCGGUCUCGUCUUAGAUAUAGUACAGCACUGGGAAGUAUUUCGUGUGGUCUCAGAGGUGUUCAUCUUGGUACCAGCUCUUCUGGGCCUCAAGGGAAACCUGGAGAUGACGCUGGCUUCUCGUCUCUCCACGCAGGCCAACCUUGGCUACAUGGACACCCCCAAACAGCAGUGGAGUCUUAUCGUUGGCAACCUCUCAUUGAUUCAAGUAAUUUUUGCAUUCUAUAUUCACAAGGUUUGCAAACUGAGCCACAUUUAUUUGCAGUGUCAAGCUAUUGUCGUUGGCUUCUUGGCCUCGAUGGCUGCCAUGAUCAUGGGCUGGAUCCCAGAGGGAAAGUUUGACAUUGACCACGGCCUGCUGCUUUGUGCCAGCAGUUUGGUCACUGCCUCCCUUGCUAGUUUUGUUUUAGGUAUUGUGAUGAUCGCUGUGAUAAUUGCCUCAAGAAAAUUCAACAUUAAUCCUGACAACGUUGCCACGCCAAUUGCUGCUAGCAUGGGAGAUCUGAUAACGCUGACCCUGCUUGCCUGGAUAUCCUCUCUGCUGUUUGAGGCUAUAGAAACCCAGCCCUGGUUGGCACCGUUGAUCAUCGGCUUCUGCCUACUCCUGACGCCAAUUUGGGCCUGGCUGUGUCGGCAAAACAAGCACACAAAGGAGGUGCUCAGCUCUGGCUGGACCCCAGUUGUGCUGGCCAUGCUGAUCAGCAGUGUCGGCGGCGUCAUCCUUGAUCUGACCGUGGCUCUGUACAAGGGUAUCGCCGUCUUCCAGCCAGUCAUCAAUGGCGUUGGUGGUAACCUUGUGGCCGUGCAGGCCAGCCGCAUUUCCACCUCCUUGCACAGGGACUCGAAAAUUGGAACCCUGCCCUCAUACGCAUCGAAUAUAUGCCUCAGUCCUCUUGCCGUUUUCGGUGCCAAAGGUGGACACGCAAGGACAGCUCGGAUUUUGCUUGCCAUGGUCAUCCCAGGCCACUUGAUUUUCUCGUACACAAUCAGUUAUCUACAAGCAGGACACACAUCGUUGACUCCCAUUUUCGUUGUUGUAUAUUUGCUGGCUGCUCUCAUCCAGGUGUCCCUGUUGCUUUACAUGUCGCACGUGAUGGUGCACUGGAUGUGGACAAAGCGAAUCGAUCCUGACAACUCGGCGAUCCCAUACCUGACUGCUUUCGGCGAUCUUCUGGGAACAGGUCUGUUGGCCAUUGCUUUCCAGUUCCUCUAUGUCAUCGGUGAUCGCGACAGUGACGUCGGCGACUAAAUGAGCGUUGAGUUAUUCUGUUGAAUUAAUUCCAUUCGAACUCAUGCGGUGAUGUUGUCGAUUAAUAGUUUUGGAACCUCUAGUCUUGCAAUUUCACUCGGGUUAGCCAUAAAGAAACGUGCUCAGCUGUACCGUAAAUUUCUCAUCUAUCGUGUCAUUUGUGAGAAUCAAAAGUGAACAAGACAUUUUAUCACUGCUUUAUUUCAAACGAUUUUUUGGUUCCUUUUGGAUACUUUAACCAAGGUGUCAUCUUUGGAUUUGAUUUGCAAUUGCGUGACUUGCCAAGUGAAUUUUUGAUUGAACCAAAAGGUGCCUUAUUAAUCAGAUAUUGAUGAAUGUGUACCUCUUGUUUCCCACCACCUGUGUUUUGCGUAUUAUCCAGUUGCAAACGAACGCCACUAAAGUGUUAUAGGCUCUGGUGAAAUGGAAAAUUAGUAAUUUAUUGUUAUCCAAAGUUAAUAAGUAGUCAAAUAAAGAAUUACAUAUCACGGCCUAAA